AAAAAAUCUAGCCAGCCCCAGUUAGGUAGCUGAAGUUCCUUCUAGUGACCGGCUCAGGGGAAGCAGCUUGUGUUCUUGCUGCAUUCCUAUCUCCUAUUGUUGUUUAAAUCCAGCAAGAAUUCUAUUUUCCGGACUGCUGUGGGACGUGUACUCAUCCACACCUUGGUUUGCUUUAUCCUGGCUACUCCCGGCAGCUGAGGGGACUCUGUAAGCAGAAGAAAUAGAAAAAUAUGGGACGCCCCCUAUCAAAAUCGAAAAAACAACGAUUUGGAAAGAACAGCGAUUCGAAGCAAUAUCCCGUACGUAGCCCUGAUCGAACUAUUUAUGUACCAGAUCCAACAUCCAAUAACAAGCAAAGGCCAUCAUCAACCGCUGGAGGCCUUCUGCCCGGACAAAGAUUUCCACAAGCAGAACCGGAGGAGACUGGGAAUAUUGUUGUAGCUUUAUACCCAUAUCAAGGCAUCCACCAAGAUGACUUGACCUUCAAGAAGGGUGAAAAAUUGAAAGUAAUUGAAGAGCAUGGAGAGUGGUGGAAAGCCAAAUCCUUGGCCACAAAGAAAGAAGGAUUCAUCCCAAGCAACUAUGUAGCCAAAGUUAAUACACUAGAGACAGAAGAAUGGUUUUUCAAAGACAUUACAAGAAAGGAUGCAGAAAGGCAGCUGUUGGCUCCUGGAAAUAAUGCUGGCGCUUUCCUGAUCAGAGAGAGUGAAACCCUGAAAGGCAGCUACUCAUUAUCAAUAAGAGAUUUUGAUCCCAAGACUGGCGAUGUCAUCAAACACUACAAAAUCAGAACUCUUGACAAUGGUGGUUUUUAUAUAUCUCCUAGAAUUACUUUCCCAUGUAUUAGUGACAUGAUCCAGCAUUACCAGAAACAAGCAGAUGGUCUGUGUAGGAAACUUGAUAAGCCAUGCCAUUCUCCCAAGCCACAGAAACCCUGGGACAAAGAUGCCUGGGAAAUUCCAAGAGAAUCAAUCAAACUGUUGAAGAAACUUGGAGCUGGCCAAUUUGGGGAAGUCUGGAUGGGUUUCUAUAACAAUAAUACAAAAAUAGCAGUGAAAACAUUGAAAACUGGGACCAUGUCAGUGGAAGCCUUUAUGCAAGAGGCAAAUCUAAUGAAGACUCUCCAGCAUGAUAAACUGGUCAGACUUUAUGCUGUGGUCACAAAGCAGGAACCCAUUUAUAUCAUUACUGAAUACAUGGCCAAAGGUAGCCUACUAGAUUUUCUGAAGAGCGAGGAAGGUACCAGAGUUAUUCUUCCCAAGCUGAUUGACUUUUCGGCUCAGAUUGCAGAAGGAAUGGCUUACAUAGAAAGAAAGAACUACAUCCACCGGGAUCUCAGGGCAGCCAAUGUACUAGUCUCCGAUUCCCUAACGUGUAAAAUUGCUGACUUUGGUCUGGCUCGAGUCAUUGAAGAUAAUGAAUACAUAGCACAAGAAGGUGCAAAGUUCCCCAUUAAAUGGACAGCUCCAGAGGCCAUCAACUUUGGAUCCUUUACAAUUAAAUCAGAUGUGUGGUCCUUUGGCAUUCUCCUGGCUGAGAUAAUCACAUAUGGGAAGAUCCCCUAUCCAGGAAUGAGUAAUGCAGAUGUGAUGUCGGCACUGCAGCGUGGUUACCGGAUGCCACGGAUGGACAACUGUCCAGAGGAGUUAUAUGAUGUUAUGAAACAGUGCUGGAAAGAAAAAGCUGAAGAAAGACCCACAUUUGAUUACUUACAAAGUGUUCUAGAUGACUUCUAUACAGCCACAGAGAGCCAGUAUCAACAGCAACCCUAGAUCAUGGACAAGAUUACUUUGAUGUUCCAGAACUGACUGAGCAGGCUAUUCCCUUUCUCUUUGGUUUAUACAGCUGGGAAACCUGAACAUACUGAAUAACAAUGGCCAGCAGUGUACAUUAAUCAUGGCUAUCGGAUUUGUGUGGCUUCGAAAAACACAGCAUGGCAAUAACAUUCCUCAUGCUUGUUGACAGACUCUUGCAAGCUGUGAAAAUGUACACAAAGACUUGUAUAUCUAUUCUGCAUCUUUUGGUAUUUAAUUGAUGAAAGUGGUGCCUUUCUUAAAGUUUACUUGCGCAACAAGGAAAAAGCUGUGAGUUUAUUCAUGAGAAUACAGAUAUCAUAUUACACAAAAUAGACAGAACCACCUGAUGUAGGACAAUAUAGGGAUUCAUGGGAUCCAAAUGAAAAUUGCAGUGCCGCUCUUGGCUGAGACAGAGAUCUCCUCGCCGGCUUCAGUGAAGGGAGCUGGCGUCAGUGCAUCAUUCAGAGGUGUAAGAGCAUUAUCAAAGAGAAAAAAGGGUUCCGGCAUGCCGCUCACCAACCCAGUGCAUUAGUAUGUAGAUGAAUGUGGUUUCAGCCAGUGCCGCUCCAGCCAUAGCCCACAACCCGACAUGUUUCGCCUCCCCGCUCAACGGGGCUUGGUUACAGAGGUGGUCACCUUUCUUCUCUUUGAUAAGCAUUCAUGUGACACAAUUCUUUCUGACCAGAUAAACACACCAGCAUGUUUGAAUGUACAUAAUUAUUCCUGUAGAGCAGUACACGUGACACUGUGAUUGUGCAAGGAAUCAUACUGCCCAUUUUUCAUUAUACAGUUUUUUUUACAUACAAAAUCCAAGAGGCAGAAACACAAACUGUGCUGAAUAUUAACAAAGGCUUAUCCAAGUAAAACAUUCACUCAUAUGUCUAUAGUGUGCUCCUGCUUUCUCAUACUUGCUCUCAACUUUCCUAUUAGAAAUGCGAAGAACCCUUUGGGUUAACAUUUGUCAUGGGUGCUUCUCUAAAGUCAACUCCCUAAUUGGCACCAAACUCUGCCCCUUGGGGGCUGUCAGUGGAGAAGUACAAUGAGGCUGCCAGUGGGGUAAAAGUUAAAGCAGACAGGGCCGAAGAAUUAGUGUAAGGGCAGCUGCCAAUAAGAUAAGUCAGCAUAGUAUACUGGGGAUUAAUACACAAGGAAGGCUGUUGAUGAGAUUUGUUCAAUGCAAGCUGUGGUAACUAGAUCCCUGUUGCAAGAGUACUGCUGAUGUCUCCACAGGGAAAAAGAGUUGUCAAGGAGAAGGUAUGAGUUACUUUUGGGCAAAGCUGGGAGUAGAUGGGGCAAGCCAGUGCCACCUUUAUAAAACUCUGCUGCUUCAGUGUAAAGAGUCAUAUCCACAGUAAGGCAUGAAUAUCACAAAGGGGUAGCACCAAUGAACAUGUUCAACAUAAGAGGAAGAGCAUAGUAUAGCAGCCAACCCAGUGAGGAGAAAAGUAUUAUAUUGGGGCUUACUAGUCCUUAGAUGUGGUAGAGAAUUUGUUUUCUUCAUUUAUUUUUCCUGGUGGGUUAUUCUAAUCUGGGCUUACUCCUUUCAUCUGACAUGGAUGACCUGGGUGCUGGUCACCAUAGCCCAUCUCCACUCUCAACCAAAAGUAUAAAAAAAAAAGUAAGCCACGCUCCAAAACACUUAGCUGUUCUUUCGGUGUUUAAAAAUUGUCAAAAAAAUUUCAUACAUUGAGCUCUACACCCUAAGCAAAUAGAGAAUGUGAGAUAACCUGUAAAGGGAACACAAGAUCAUCUCUGAUCCCUAUUCUCACUUCAUGGCCUGUCAGUGUUUGUGUGCAACAAAGAUUUUUCCCCAGUAAACAUCUGGAUCACCAUUUAAUGUCUAUGGACACCAUUACUGCACUUUCUUAAUAUGUCAAGAAGUGAAACAAUUGGACAUGCAUAAUGGUGGUAGCGAAGAUGGAACCAUGGAUAAACAUUUUAGAAUAUACAUAAUAAUGGCACAGUGAUAAGCAAAGAUUCCGUUUCCACUAUGCAGGUAUGAUAGAUACAUUCUAAAAGCAUUCAAGUGUUAACAUCUGUAUUGUUCAAUCAAGCCAUAUAUGUAAUCUAUCAUUUUUGAUAUACAAACCCAAGAGUGACUUUGCUGUUAUAGAAAUAUCUUCCUUUUUUAUUUUUCCCCUCACUUUAAUGUAUAUAAUGUGUGGUUUCUAAUGUCAUUUUUACCUUGAUAAUUAUAUGUAUUAAAAUGAGAAGCGUAUGGUAUGAAACAUAUACCCUUGCAUACUGAUUAUAUAUAAUGUUGUAAAAAAACUAACUUGUUUAAUUAAAACAAAAACCUACCCAAACCCA
Messenger RNA from Rana temporaria (common frog), 4106 nucleotides. RefSeq names its product LYN proto-oncogene, Src family tyrosine kinase (gene LYN). The transcript is spliced from 13 exons. The record is from RefSeq and is a predicted model, not a curated record. Gene Ontology annotation, cellular component: extrinsic component of cytoplasmic side of plasma membrane. Gene Ontology annotation, molecular function: non-membrane spanning protein tyrosine kinase activity; signaling receptor binding; ATP binding. Lineage: Eukaryota; Metazoa; Chordata; Amphibia; Anura; Ranidae. Bases 231 to 1772 code for a protein of 513 amino acids. Gene Ontology annotation, biological process: innate immune response; cell surface receptor protein tyrosine kinase signaling pathway; protein phosphorylation.